Messenger RNA from Spea bombifrons (plains spadefoot toad), 1919 nucleotides. RefSeq names its product CDK5 regulatory subunit associated protein 1 like 1 (gene CDKAL1). The coding region runs from base 172 to 1884 and encodes 570 amino acids. Lineage: Eukaryota; Metazoa; Chordata; Amphibia; Anura; Pelobatidae. The transcript has 16 exons. Gene Ontology annotation, biological process: tRNA methylthiolation. Gene Ontology annotation, molecular function: 4 iron, 4 sulfur cluster binding; tRNA (N(6)-L-threonylcarbamoyladenosine(37)-C(2))-methylthiotransferase activity. Gene Ontology annotation, cellular component: endoplasmic reticulum. The record is from RefSeq and is a predicted model, not a curated record.
AAGGGGGCGUGGCCUAGAAGGUAAACUUCAAUGGUGGAACUCGUGGGAAAGUUUUAGGUUGGAGGUGGCAGCUGUUUGCGAAGCGCGGCAGCGUAGCGUACACGUUUAUAUCGGUAAUACCGUUCUGAAUCAACAAGCUCCGUGGUAAUCGCUCAUAAGGAAAACUUGAAAAUGCCGGCUGCAUGUGAAUCUUUAGUGGAUGACAUUGAAGACAUGGUCUCUGCAAAUGAUCCAAAGCCCCACGAUCGGCAAUCUGCAAGACAAAAUAUCGUUCCUAGAGUACGAAAGAGGAACAAGAACCAGGUUUCAGAGGAGCAGCCCCCCAGUGACAGCACCAUUCCAGGCACUCAGAAGAUAUGGGUCCGCACGUGGGGCUGCUCGCACAAUAACUCUGAUGGUGAAUAUAUGGCAGGGCAGCUGGCUGCAUAUGGCUACAGUAUCACAGAGAACCCAGAGCAGGCGGAUUUGUGGCUACUGAACAGUUGUACUGUGAAAAGCCCAGCAGAGGACCACUUCAGAAACUCCAUCAAGAAGGCACAAGAACAUGAUAAAAAAGUGGUCCUGGCAGGAUGUGUCCCUCAAGCUCAGCCACGUCAGGAGUACAUGAAAGGCCUGAGCAUCAUUGGGGUACAGCAGAUAGAUCGUGUGGUUGAAGUUGUAGAAGAAACUAUUAAAGGUCACUCUGUGCGACUGCUGGGUCAGAAAAAGGAUAAUGGAAAACGGUUGGGGGGAGCUCGAUUGGAUUUACCAAAGAUUAGGAAGAACCCACUGAUAGAAAUCAUUUCCAUCAAUACAGGGUGUCUAAAUGCGUGUACUUACUGCAAAACCAAGCACGCCAGGGGAGAGCUAGCAAGUUACCCCAUAGAAGAGCUGGUUGGCCGAGCGGAGCAGUCUUUUCAAGAGGGUGUCUGUGAGAUCUGGCUGACCAGUGAAGACACUGGAGCUUAUGGAAGAGACAUUGGCACAGACCUCCCCACACUGCUGUGGAAGCUGGUUGAGGUUAUCCCUGAGGGCGCUAUGCUGAGGCUUGGCAUGACCAACCCUCCUUAUAUAUUAGAGCACCUGGAGGAAAUGGCCAAGAUCCUGAACCAUCCACGAGUGUAUGCCUUCCUCCACAUUCCGGUGCAGUCGGCCUCAGACAGCGUGCUCAUGGACAUGAAGAGAGAAUACUGCAUAGCAGACUUCAAACGGGUGGUGGAUUUUUUGAAAGAGAGAGUGCCCGGAAUUACAAUCGCUACGGACAUCAUCUGUGGCUUUCCUGGAGAGACGGAUGAAGAUUUUAAGGAGACGUUAAAACUGGUUGAGGAAUACAGAUUCCCAAGUCUAUUCAUUAAUCAGUUUUACCCACGCCCGGGGACUCCAGCUGCUAAAAUGGCACAAGUUCCAGCCCACGUGAAAAAGCAACGAACAAAGGAACUGUCACAACUGUUUCAUUCCUACAACCCUUACGAUCACAAGAUCGGCCAGAAGCAGCAGGUGUUGGUAACAGAAGAAUCCUUUGAUUCCCAGUAUUUUGUUGCUCACAAUCGUUUCUAUGAACAGGUCCUUGUUCCCAAAGAUCCAGAGUUCAUGGGGAAAAUGGUGGAAGUGCAUAUUUUUGAAGCAGGCAAGCAUUUUAUGAAGGGGCAACCAGUAUCCGAUUCCAUAGUCUACACCCCAUCCAUCAGUGAACCUUUAGCCAAAGGAGAGGUUUCUGGUUUAACAGAGGAGUUCAAGGCGCUGGUAAACAAUAGCUCCAAUUCAACAGCUGAAAUCUCUACCACCUAUGAAAAGACCUCACGGCUGAAGACAAGUGGACACACAACAGAGAACCUGAAAUGGCUCCACUUUAUCAUUGCAUUGUUGGUGGUAGUUAUUGCCUUUUUAUUGGCAAAGUUAUUGUAAGAUAAAAAGCAAGUGAGGUUUUUGGUAACAUAAAA